Messenger RNA from Cooperia oncophora, 459 nucleotides. NCBI's taxonomy places the organism in Eukaryota, Metazoa, Nematoda, Chromadorea, Rhabditida, Trichostrongylidae. The record is from the annotation of a GenBank genome assembly.
AUGCGACCAGUCUCUGGCAACAGCACGGAAUCGUCGUCUUUGUUCCCCAUCUACGUAACUCUUAAAUGCCUGCAAAAUAUAGCUACCGUAUCGGUUUUUAUUCUAUAUUUCUACGUAGUAACGACACUAUGGCGGAAAAAGGUAUAUCACUCGAAUCUGGUAGUGCUUCUGACGGCUUUACCAGUCUCCUCACUUAUCGCUGUUGUCAUGACGUUGGCGCUGGACGUUCUUGAUGCUCUGCAUUUACACGAUAGCCCUUCAGUCGACAUCAUUGAAUUUGCCUUGAAAUUCGGUGAGAAUGUUUGGUGGCGCGUUGAACCUUGCCAAAACUUUAUUGUUGAACGACUUGCUGCCACUUUAAUCGUUGUCAAAUAUGAGAAGUGCAAUGAGAGCUUCCCGUUCUUCUCGACUGCUUUGGUACUGGUCCAGGUAAGUGGUUUCAAAUUGGAUAAUAGGUGA